Pseudophryne corroboree (corroboree frog) is the source of this 1539-nucleotide messenger RNA. It is a transcript of the gene ATP6V1E1, whose product is annotated as ATPase H+ transporting V1 subunit E1. Gene Ontology annotation, biological process: proton transmembrane transport. Bases 112 to 792 code for a protein of 226 amino acids. Gene Ontology annotation, cellular component: proton-transporting two-sector ATPase complex, catalytic domain. The transcript has 9 exons. The record is from RefSeq and is a predicted model, not a curated record. Gene Ontology annotation, molecular function: proton-transporting ATPase activity, rotational mechanism. Lineage: Eukaryota; Metazoa; Chordata; Amphibia; Anura; Myobatrachidae.
ACCGGGAAGGGGGCGAGGCUGUGUGAGAGUCAGGUGACUGGUGUAUAAGAGGAAGCAGCCGGCGCUCGGUGUCUCCGUCUCUCCUGUGUCUGUCUCCCGCACACCGGCACCAUGGCGCUCAGCGAUGCCGACGUCCAGAAGCAGAUCAAGCACAUGAUGGCUUUCAUUGAACAGGAGGCCAAUGAGAAAGCAGAAGAGAUUGACGCUAAGGCAGAAGAGGAGUUUAACAUUGAGAAGGGCCGACUGGUGCAGACGCAGCGGCUGAAGAUCAUGGAGUAUUACGAGAAGAAGGAGAAGCAGAUUGACCAGCAGAAGAAGAUCCAGAUGUCCAACCUGAUGAACCAGGCCAGGCUGAAGGUGCUGAAGGCGCGGGAUGACCUAAUAGGCGAUUUGCUGAACGAGGCUAAGCAGAGACUUGCCCGGGUGGUGAAGGACACGGCUCGUUACCAAGCCCUGCUGGACGGACUUAUUCUGCAGGGUCUGUACCAGCUGCUGGAAGCAAAGGUCCUGAUCCGGUGUCGUAAGCAGGACCUGCCUCUCAUUAAAGCUUCUGUGCAGAAGAAUAUACCAACCUACAAGGCGGCUACGAAGCGGGACCUAGAGGUGGUCAUUGACCAGGAGAACUUCCUGGCUCCUGAAAUUGCUGGAGGGAUUGAGAUCUACAAUGCUGAAGGAAGGAUUAAAGUGGCCAACACACUGGAGAGCCGCCUGGACCUGAUAGCGCAGCAGAUGAUGCCGGAGAUCCGAGUUGCUCUAUUUGGCGCCAACACAAACCGCAGGUUCAUGGACUGAGCUCUCCGCUGCCAAUCCACAAAUAGAGAUCCAGAAAAUAUUCUAUUCCAUUGUCUGUUUCCAUUGUUCUGCUUUCAUUACUAGACCGGUGUUUUAGAAAUUGAUGUUGUGAGAGGCUGCAUGGUUUCUAGGGUCAUCGGGUGGGGUUUGAGGGGGGGCUCAGUAGGUGUGUACAGUAGCAGCUGAUUCUAUAUGUGUGACCCGGGGCUAUACCUAUAGCUCUGCGGUAACUGCAUGCAGGUCGGAUGAUGAUCAGACUUUGUCGCUGGUGUAAAUAACUCUUCUGUGUGCAGAUAACGCUAAUGUAACCCUGGGUAUACAAACACUUACUUUUGCACAGGCGGCGUCUGAUAAUCAGUGUAUCCCACUGUACCGCAUGUCGGCAUAGACCGUUACUCCCUAGCAUUUGUGCAGCUUCCUCUGCACGAAGCCCGUAAAGGCGCCUGUAAAAGUAAACUUGUGGCUGUUUUUGUGACGUUAGUUGUGGGUGGAAAAGAAAAUAUUCUGCUGCUGCGUCACGUUGUCACCCUGUGUCGGUGCGAUGGCCCCCCUGCUCCAAUCGCAGUAUGGCGGAAGACACAGCAGCACCUGUUGUAAUCUUGACAUAGUCAGCUGGAUGCACCCUCUGCCCUGCCUGUCCCAGAGCCUGCCCCUUCCUGCUCUGCUGGGAUAUGUGGUUCUCAGAUAUGCCCCAGUGUCAACUGUGAUGUUGUCUUUAUUUAUUACAAUUAAAACUUUGUCAACCUC